GGGUGGGGCUGCCUUCACGUGGAUAGUUUUAAGGCUCAAAUGAAUUCUUUGGGCUUGGUUUCUCUCAAGGUCUCAGCGCUGCCUUCUGCUGUGUCAUCCUCAGUCUCAGGCUUCAAGAAGAGGCUUGAUGAGUUCACUGACCGCGUAUCAAGUUGUCUCAGUUUCUAGUCUAGUGCAAAAGAGCUGGACUUUUCCAGUCCCUCCGGCAAACGUGUUGCGAUUCUCUCAUUGGACCAGCUUUGGUCCUUGUGCCCAUCUCUGGACCAAUCCCUAAGACCAUGCCGAUACAGGGCUCUGAUUGGGCAGGCCUGGAGCAAGCCCCACCUCCUGGACAGACACUGGGAGGAGUGGAUCCGGAUCGCACAUUAUUCGGGGCUGUUACCGGAAGGGAGCGGGGGUGGUGGGACAGGCGACCACCUGUCCUCCCCAGGGUCAGAACAAGAGCCCAGAGAACAGGAAGAAUUGGCAAGCUUAGCAUAUAGGAAGAUUAUAUGCUGGAAAUGGGAUGAAGGAAGGGGCAGAGGGUCUCGGGGAUGGCCCCACUGCCAGGGGCAGAGCUGGUCCAGAGGCCGCUGCAGCUGUACCGGUACCUGCUGCGCUGUUGUCGGCAGCUGCCCACCAGGGGCAUCCAGGAGCAUUACAGACAUGCUGUCAGGCAGAGUUUUCGGGUUCACGCAGAUGAAGACAACCCUGAAAGAAUCCAGCAGAUUAUUAAAAGAGCCAUUGAAGAUGCCGACUGGAUCAUGAACAAAUAUAAAAAAGAAAACUGAGAGUCCACAGCCCAUAGAGACACUGGAAGUUGAGAGAACCCUUUUCUGCUGGAGCGAGUCACUGGCAGCAGUUUUGCACUAUCUGUUGGCCCUCCUGGCUGAGUGACCAGAAAUCAGGGGAGCAAGACACUGACUUUUGCACCGAUGGUUCUUUUCAACAUGGUCAUGUCUUCAGCACCCUUUAUGUUUGCCCCUUCAGCCACUUCUGAUGCAAGAUUUGGGGGGAAUGUUUUUCACUUUGCUGUGAAAGUGAUUAUUUUUUUUCUGGAGGUCUCUUAACCAUUCUUGGAGACCUGGAGCAGAUGUCCCCUCAGAUGGCAGCCUGUGCAGAGGAGAGAACAUGGGUUUUAGAACCAGAAAGAUCUGGAUUUGAAUCCCAGUUCAGCUGCUUUUCCAGGGUUGUACCUUCAAACUCAGUUUCCUCCUCUGCAAAAUGGGGAUCCUAGUGAUGUUGUUGUGAGGGUCAGAUAAGAUGAAGUCCCAGUGCUUAAUGUAGGAUAUGGGACACGGUGGUGCCAGUUCCCUCUGGGGAGCCACGCUACACCACUGCCUCCUCUGCUCCCACUGCACUCUGCGCAUCUCUGCUGCAGCACACAUCACGUCAUGUCAUAGUUAUUUAUUGACUUGUCCCCUGACAUGGAGAAGACUGGUGUGCUGUCCCUGCUUGCACCCAAGCACCCUCACAGCCAUGUGGUACCAUGCCCAGAAUCCGCAGGUGGCUGCUCUUCCCAGGCCACCCUUUCUCCAUGCCCAGGGGAGCAGGAGCCCUGGCCCUUGCCUUCAAGAAGUUUAAUAGUGUCCCUGAAAUGGUGACAUGGAAACUAACAAAACAAGGAAGAACGCCAAAGCAGAUACAAUAGAUGGCAGCUUGUUCAGGCUUCUGUAAACUGGAAAUCUGUCUUGGCUGGACCUUCCCUGCUUUGCUUCCUUCUUGGAAGGAAGAAGAGCAGCAGGGAAAGUCCAGGGAGAACUCCCCUGUCCUCCACCACCCAGCCCCAGGGGGAAGGCUUUGCAGGAGUCCUCACUGGCUGUGGUUCUGCCAUUGGGAUGCCUUCCUAGCAGAGACGGAAGGAAAUGGAGGGAUCUUAGCUCUUCUCGAGAGCCAGAACUGGUGAAGCAGUCAGAAGAUACAGAAAGAAGACAUGCUGGGAUUUGAGUUUAUUCCUUAAGGUCACUCAGCCAGAGGCAUGAGCUAGCAAGUCACGUCCUUGCAAUUACGUAACUCGAAGUGACUCAGGUACAACUCUAUGUACUCAACAGACUAACUUAAAUAAUGAAGUAAAUGUAUCAGUUUUUGAAAGCUGGUCUCUUCUUGAAUGAUAUUCUCAUUUAUUUCCCAAACAUAGAUUGUUCCCCUACUGUGUGCUGUCAUACUAGGUGCUGAAGGCUUGGACAUGAGUAAGACAUAAAGCUGCCCUGGAGGGCUCAUUCUUCUGAAGGGGAUGACCAGGCCCUCAUCCCACUGCUAGACAACUGAUGAGGUCACAUUUGCCCCAUCGGGGUGGAAGCAAGCUGAGGGGUUUCAGGCUGGU
Molecule: messenger RNA, 2302 nt
Organism: Choloepus didactylus (southern two-toed sloth)
Lineage: Eukaryota; Metazoa; Chordata; Mammalia; Pilosa; Megalonychidae
Gene: LYRM9
Product: LYR motif containing 9
Exons: 4
Coding region: 534-770 (78 amino acids)
Source: RefSeq, a predicted model, not a curated record